GUUCAUCAGUCGUCAUUUCACAUCGCAACUGUAGGACGGAGAACGUCAGGACUCAAUUUCAUCAUAUUUCUCUUACAACUGUAGUGGAGCAUUGCCUACUAUGAACUAAAACUCUUCCUAAAAUCAAAUCAAGUAGAUCAUAGUGAAGUGACGCAUAAGCCAGUAGAUUCCAGUGUCGAGUUGUAAUUUUUUGCACCUCAAUGUAGCUAGAGGAAAUGGCUGUGGAAAGCAUGACUGUCCAUCCAAACUCCCCAACUACCAACCACGAACACAACAGUCUCCUGACUGACGAAAGGCCAGAGGAUGGGGAGCUGGAGGAGGGCGAGCUGGAAGAUGAUGGGGGAGAGGUGGAGGAGAAGGAGGUUGGUGGAGGUGUGUCUGCAGUCGCAGUAGAAGGAGGUGGAGAUGGCGUAGAAGAAGCAGGCGGAGGAGGAGGUGAAGCGGUAGGGGAAGGGGCCGCGGACAGGCCUCGGAGGAGUAAGGAGGGCCACGCCAGCAGCAACUCAGACGAGGAGAGGUCCCACCGCCGCAAGAGGAAGAGGAAGAAAGAGAGAGAGCGAGAGAGGGAGAAGAGGAGGGCCAAGAAGAAACGCAAAUCCAAACACAAACGCCAUGCGUCCUCUGAUGACGACCACUCAGAGCUCAGCGACGACUCUGACUACAGUCCCAGUGAGAAGAGGAAGUACAGAGAGUACAGUCCACAGUACCCCCCCCCUCCUACUCAUGGGGGCUACAGCGGCUCAAAGAAAGGCAGCUACUUGAAGAUGGACAAGCAGAGCUAUGGAGGCUACGAAGACUUUGAAGAGGAGAACUUUGAGGGAGAGGAAGAGGAGGAAAUUGCUGAUGAAGACUACGACGACUUCAACAAGGAGCUGAACCAGUACCGCAAGGCGAAGGAGGGUGGAGGCCCACGUGGGGGACGAGGGGGAAGAGGUCGCAUGAAAACCCAGAGAGGCCGCGGACUGAUGAGGGGAGGGAGGAGAGGAAGAGGAGGGAGCAGAGGAAGAGGAGGUCGAGGGGGAAGUGGAGGAGGAGGAGGGGGAAGUGGAGGAGGAGGAGGAGGAGGAAGUGGAGGAGGAGGAGGAGGAGGAGGAGGUGGAGGAGGUGGAGGAGGAGGAGGAGGAAAGAUGGGAGGAGAAAAUGACGAUGGAGACGGCUAUGGAGAAGAGAUGGAGUAUGGAGAUGAUGACUAUGACAACAUGGGUGAGGAGGACUACGAUGAGUACUCAAAUCAGUACAAAAAGUCCAAAGACAGAGGCCGAGGAGGUAAAGGUCUCCGCGGGCGAGGGAGAGGUAAAGGAGGGCGCGGUAUGCUCAGAGGAGGAAGAGGUCGAAACCGGGGGAGAGGAAGAGGCGACAUGGGCAACGAUAACGAUGACAACAACAACAACAACAACGGGGACAUGGACAACGGGGACGGCGGUGGAGGAGGUGAUGGACCAGGACCAAUGAGGAGGAAUCCCAAUGAGAAGCACCAGGAUAAGAAAGGAAAGGCCAUCUGCAAGUACUACAUCGAGGGGCGCUGUACCUGGGGGGACCACUGCAACUUCAGCCAUGACAUUGAGCUGCCCAAGAAGAAGGAGCUGUGCAAGUUCUACAUCACUGGGUUCUGUGCCCGGGCCGACCACUGUCCUUACAUGCAUGGCGAGUUCCCCUGUAAGCUGUUCCACACCACGGGGAACUGUGUAAACGGAGACGAGUGCAUGUUCUCCCAUGACGCCCUGAAUGAAGACACCCAGGACCUGCUCGACAAGAUGCUGGCGGAGGAUGCGGAGGCGGGAGCGGAGGAUGAGAAGGAGGUGGAGGAGCUGAAGAAGCAAGGCAUCAACCCCCUCCCCAAACCCCCUCCUGGAGUCGGCCUCCUCCCCACCCCUCCCCGGCUCCUUCCUGUAGACAACAACACAGGGGGCGGAGAUUUUGGCGGGCCCCCGUCAGGUGACUUCGGGGGUCCUCCACCUAACCAGGGGCCCAAUGCCAACAAAGGUCCCCCCCCAGGGCCUGGGCCUGGUCCUGGGUCCAACCCCUGUGUUCCUCCCCCUGUCCAUGGCCCUGAUGUAAAUCUCUUCCAAGGUGGGCCCCCAAAUCCCAGUGGCCCUCCUCCCCACAUGGGCCCCCCACCUCCAUGUGGUGGAGGAGGUGGUGGCCCCGGGAAGAAGAUCCCCUCCCUGUUCGAGAUCAAAGUCCAGCCCACAGGACAGCUGGCUCACAAACUGGCUGUAAGGGGCCAGACUCCCAGUAGCAACCAGGGUCAGACUGCAGCACCGGGACCCCAAGGGCCCCCUGGGGCCCCUCCACCUUGCUUUCCUCCUCCCCCAGGCAUGAUGCCCCCUGACAUGCAGAACAUGGGCCCCAACCACGGGAUGAACCAGGGUCCCCCCAACAUGGGCCCCCCUCCCAUGAUGGGAGGAUUUUCGUCUGGUGACGGCCCUCCUCAUGGAGGAGCCAUGCCCCCAGGGCCUCCUCCGGGAGGAGGAAACUUCUUCAAUAACUUCUUCCACCCGCAAGACUCAAUGAUGGAGGGAGUGGUGCAAGAAGGUGACAACUACCAGGGUUUCUCUGGCAUGGACGAGAGAGGAGGAGCAGGGAACGUUGGUCAUCAGUCCGGUGGCCAGGAAGGCUUUGCUAAUGGAGCAUCAGCCAAUCAGGGAGGGAUCUCUGUGCCUGACUUCCUGCCUCCAGCACAGCGCGUGCUGUUCAUGAGGAUCCAGCAGAAGCAGCAAGAGGAAGAGGAGAGAGCUCGCAGGAUGGCCGAGGGGGGGGCAGAGAAGAGUCGAGAGGCUGAAGGUGACUCUGGGAACUGGUACUCUAGUGAGGAUGAGGACGGAGGGAGCAGUGUGACGUCCAUCUUGAAGACGCUCCGUCAGCAGACCCAGGCCCCCCCUAAAUCUGACGGCCCCCGGAGCGACCCUCGCCUCCUGAAGGCCUCUCCUGCCAACCCUCCUCCCCGGCCCGCAGACCCCCGCAUGGCUCGGGACCCUCGCCUGGCCCGUGGUGCAGACUCGGCUGACUCCACCCUCCCCAUGCCCACUAUAGCCUCCUCUGGACCCCCAGCAGACCCCAGGUUAGCCCGUCUAGCUGCUGCUGUGUCAACAGGACCCCCACACGUGCCCCCUGCAACCAAACCGGAGCCUCCUCUGGUCUACAAGCCCCCGCCCCUAACAACCCCGGCAGCGGCAGAGGAGGAGGAGACGGAGCGGGUCCUACGAGACAAGCCGGUCCCCAUCCCUCUGGAUCCCCUCAUGGGCAUGGCUCUCAGAGACCCCCGCUCACAGCUGCAGCAGUUCAGCCACAUCAAGAAGGACAUUGUGCUCCACAUGCCAGCCUUCAUCAAGACCAUCACCUGGUCUCCGGAGGACCUCCUCCCCCUCCCGGCCCCAAAGCAGGACCUCCUCCCACUCCCCCCCGGCAUCCCUCCCGUCUCCUCCAUAGAACCACGUCCGACCCGCUCUCAGCCGCCGCUCCAACCGUCGCUCCCUCACUCACAUCCUCCUCCCCUUCACCCUCACCCCCCUCCCUCCUCCCUGGACCCCCCUGCCCCCUCCUCCUCCUCCACCCUCCCAGACUUUGAGCUGCUGUCUCGUAUCCUGAAGACUGUCAACUCCAGCCCAUCCCAAACUCCUUCCCCUCCUCUCCUACCCCCCCCUAUUCCCCCUAUGUCGCUCCUGGGGCCACCUCCAUCCAUGCCUCCCCCACCCGUAGAAAAGCCAGUCGACCCCCGUAUGUCCCGAAAAGGCCCCUCGGACCCCCGCCUCCAGCCUCAGAAGUCGGCUCUGAAGCAACCCUCUGAGCCCCUGCCCCCCCCUGUACCCUCUGCCUCUCCAGCACCACCAUCCAGCUCCUCCACCCCUCCCAUCGCCCCCUAUGACCCCAGGAUGUUCUCCUCAGGUGGGGCAGGCCGCGGUGUGGGGGCCGGGCCAGCAGGGGGAGCCAGCGUGCUGAGCAACAUCAGUCUGUAUGACCCAAGGACUAACAAACCAGGUAGCCCCGGAGCCGGCAGCGGCUCCAACAACUCCCCCAACUCAGCCAGCGUGGAGUCCAAACCCAGCGACCCCCCCGCGGCUAAACCCAAGUCCAAGGAGCCCCUGUUUGUCCGGAAGUCUGCUCUGGACCAGCCAGAGCCGGAAAAAAGUGUCGAGCAAGGAACCGACCGAUACAACAGCUACAACCGGCCCCGGCCCAAACCCGCACCCUCGCCCAACUCCACAGCACAGGGGGGUCCUGCAGCCGCAGCAGGGCAGGGGCCUCCAGGAGCUUCUGGGGAUCAGGGGCCCGCGGGGGUCCACAACCUCCCAGUGUCCACUUUAUUUGGCGCGGUGAAGCAGGCGGCCAAACCCGGCGGGACGGGGAGCCCGUUCGGGGGGAGCAGCCCGGUGCAGGCGGAGCAGAGCACCGCGGAGCAGGACAAGGCCUCGCUGAAGGAUGUGUUCAAGGGCUUCGACCCCACUGCCUCGCCCUUCUGCCAGUGACCCCCCCCCCCACCACUGAACCCUAACCCCCAUCAUGAUGUGGGCGGAUGGCUUGUUUUAACAUUUCUGAACACCGAACUGUAAAGAGAAAGAGAAGCGCACUGAGGCAGCUGCCUGUAAGACUGGUUUAUCAGACAAACUUUUGUGAACAAACUGAUGUCACAUGAUGUGUUUCAUGCACACUCUCAGACACAGACACACUCAGACACAGACACACUCGCACACAUUUAACCACAGUGUUUCAGAUUCAUAUUCUAUAGAAAGACUCCUGCGUUAUGGAAAAGGUUUAAAUUUAAAUCUCUAAAGCUCUAUUUUAAACAAACGUAUUGAUGUAUAAAUAAAUGUAUUCUCUUCUUCUCAAUGCUUUAUCAAAACAGUUAUUUACAAAGGCAGCAAACACACAUUUAUAUUAAUGAACGUUUUAGCUUCACGUCUUUUUUUUCCUCCUCCUUCCUCCUCACCUUUAAACUGGUUGACAUGUUUGUCUACCGUUUGUGGACAGUCAAUGCUUUUGGCAACAGAAGAAAAAAAGGAUACUUCUGAAUUAGUUUCAACAAAUUGCUCAUUUGUGGUGUUUUUGUAACUAAAUGAAUGACACUGAGGCGACUCCAUCCCUGUUCCCCAUAAGAAACCAGUGACCCUGUAUUUCCCUGCCUUUGCACCCUUCUCUCUGCUUUCAUUUCUCCGUCUGACCCACCAUGUCACAGAAACAUUUGCAAAUACCUAAAUCUAUAUUCAGCUUUUUUUUAGUAUUUAUUUUUCUACUUCUUUGCACUUGUCAGUCUGUGUCCUCUGAAGGCUGUUAUUCAUGUUUUUAAAUGUCUGUAGCUCCUUUAGCCGCUCAUAUUCUGUUCAUUUCCAGGUGUUUAGCUUUGACCUAAAAUAGGUAACUGCGGGUACAUGAAGUGAGCGCCUCUAUAACCACUACUGUCGUUCCUUUCUCUUAGUUUGACUUUGAUCAGUCCUUUUGCUCCAGGGUGAGAAGAGAUUCUGUGGCUUUAAGGUAGAAGAGGCGGAUAAGAUCAUCAUCAUCAUCAUAGCCAUUGCAUCAGUAAAGAGCAGCAUGAUGGUGCUCUUCUCUGCCCAAAAGGUUUUUUCAAAGGUUCAACCCAUCAUUUGUCAGCCUCUGUUGGAUGAAAGGAAUUGGACACUUUGAUUCACCUUCUAGCCUUUAGCUUUUGGUUGUUUUGUUUGUAUUAGUUUGGAAUGGAAAGAAGCAUACAGGGCAAAGCUGCAGAUGUCUGAGUGGUUAUUGGAAUAGAAUGAUUUGCACCCUUGCAGCAUCACUUUGUAAGUGUUUAGCUUUAGUGUCUGCUGACAGUGUGACAAUCAGAAACUGGACUUGGACCUAAAUGUUAUGAAUGCAUUGAUCUGUGUAUGGGCUCUGCCUAAACACACAGCAGACCUUAACUCAGUGUUACUACAUGGCUCUCUGUCAGGCUGCAGAUAAAGAGGUGCACACUUCAUGGGGGAAAUGUUCGGUAGGGAUGGAUUCAGUUUGGAUGAGUGUUAAAAAUGUCUCCAGACUCCCCUUUUACACAGUGAGAGGUCAGGUGCAGUGUAUGAAUAGGGGGGGGUCAGCAGGUGCCUGCUCUCAUUAGCUUGUUUGAAGAUCUUUAAACACAGGGUCACUAGAGGAGCCUUUAGAAGUUUUUUCUGACUUCCACAAGGUGCCAGGAUUGACCGUCUUAUGUAUAAAUGUUGAUCAUUUUAAUUUAUUUUUUUAUACUUAGAUACAUUUACUUCCUCACUUGACAUUUAUAACUGAAUAUGUUCGGAGUCUGUGAUUGCCGCUCCCCUCAGUGGGACACCCUGCCACCGUGUGAAGAGAGGGGAAAUGUAUUUUUUUUAUUUGGUUUUGUGUGUAAAGAUUCACUUUGUCUCCCUUUAUGUAAAGAGGAUGAGUUACAGAUAUACGAGCGUGGAAGUUACUGUUGAUUUGUUCUUUCCUUUAACAGCUUUGUUGUUUGUAAGUUUGUUUGUUUUCUUUCUUCCUUGCUAUGUACAUUGACCAGUACCCUCUCUUUGAAGGAGUGGCGUUUUCUAACUGUACACUGUAGGUGAGGUUGUUAAAGUAUUUAAAUAAAGUUGAUACAUGAUCAACCACUAAAAACUCA
Trematomus bernacchii (emerald rockcod) is the source of this 6583-nucleotide messenger RNA. It is a transcript of the gene zc3h4, whose product is annotated as zinc finger CCCH-type containing 4. The record is from RefSeq and is a predicted model, not a curated record. The coding region runs from base 216 to 4466 and encodes 1416 amino acids. Gene Ontology annotation, molecular function: RNA binding; metal ion binding. The transcript has 14 exons. Gene Ontology annotation, cellular component: nucleus. Gene Ontology annotation, biological process: negative regulation of DNA-templated transcription. NCBI's taxonomy places the organism in Eukaryota, Metazoa, Chordata, Actinopteri, Perciformes, Nototheniidae.